This is a messenger RNA of Pantherophis guttatus, 2677 nucleotides long. RefSeq names its product Bardet-Biedl syndrome 4 (gene BBS4). Gene Ontology annotation, biological process: cilium assembly; protein localization to cilium. The record is from RefSeq and is a predicted model, not a curated record. Gene Ontology annotation, cellular component: ciliary basal body. Gene Ontology annotation, molecular function: protein binding. Lineage: Eukaryota; Metazoa; Chordata; Lepidosauria; Squamata; Colubridae.
GAGCGAUUACUUCCGGUCUGGCUGGUCACCUAGGCAACGGGCCCACUUGGUGGAGGCUUGUAGGAGCCGAGGCGCCAUGGCGGAGGUGACAGCUCGGCCGACUGCAUCCCUACCAGCAGCAACUGAACUUCCCAGAGCCAGGUCAGGAAGAGUGCCCGACCUUCCCAUUCUGGAGAAGAAGAACUGGCUGAUCCACCUGUACUACGUGCGCAAAGAUUACGAUGCCUGUAAGAUUGCCAUAAAAGAGCAACUGCAGGAAACCCAAGGAAUGUGUGAAUACGCCGUCUACGUUCAAGCUUUGAUCUUUCGCUUGGAAGGAAAAAUUCACGAAUCUCUGGAGCUUUUCCAGACUUGUGCUAUUCUCAGGCCCCGAUGUGCAGACAACCUCAAGCAGGUGGCCCGCUCCCUGUUUCUCCUGGGCAAGCACAAAGCCGCUAUCGAAGUCUACAACGACGCAGCUCAACACAACGAGAAGGACUGGGAGAUCUUCCAUAACUUGGGAGUGUGCUACAUGCAGCUGAAAUAUUUCAACAAGGCCAAAGAUCAGCUGAACAACGCCUUGCAGCUCAAUCGACAUGACCUGACGUACAUGACGCUGGGGAGAAUCCACCUGAUGGAGGGGGAUAGAGACGCAGCCAUUGAAAUCUAUAAAAAAGCAGUGGAAUUCUCUCCUGAAAACACAGAGCUCCUUACAAUUCUGGGCUUGCUUUACCUCGAGCUUGAGAUUUAUCAGAAAGCCUUUGAAUACCUUGGCAACGCCCUCACCUUUGAUCCCUGCAACUAUAAGGCCAUUUUGGCAGCUGGCAGUAUGAUGCAAACUCAUGGGGACUUCGAUAUGGCUCUCAGCAAGUACCGGAUCGUGGCUUGUACCGUUCCCGAGAGCCCCCUGCUCUGGAACAACAUCGGGAUGUGCUUUUUUGGCAAAAAGAAAUACGUGGCGGCCAUCAGCUGCCUGAAACGGGCAAACUAUCUCUCACCCUUCAAUUGGAAGACCCUGUACAAUCUCGGGCUGGUCCACCUGACAAUGCACCAAUACGCUUCCGCCUUCCACUUCAUCAGCGCAGCUGUCCAUCUCCAGCCAAAGUUGGCAGAAAUUUACAUGUUGUUAGCAGUUGCCCUAACAAAUCUUGAAGAUCUUGAAAAUGCGAGGCUAGCCUAUCAAAAAGCUUCAUCACUGGACACGGGCAACCCGCUCAUCAGUCUGAAUUACGCAAUCCUGCUAUACAAUCAAGGUGAUAAGAAGGAAGCUGUUGCUCAGUACUACGAGAUGCAAAGAAAGGUCCAUGCGUUAAAAGAGAGCACCCUGGAUUUUGACCCCGAGAUGGUGGACAUAGCCCAGAGACUGGGCACUUCCUUACAGCUUGGAGAGGUUGCAAUAUGGGCCAAACCUGGUAAAGACUCAAAACCGAAGCCACGAGGGGCUGCAUCCAGCGCGCAGCCAUUGGGUUCCAAUCAAGCUCUCGGGCAGGCAAUGUCUUCCGCGGCUGGCUACGCAAAGACCAUGAGUCAAGUUAUUGGAAGCUCAACUCGUCUGGCCAAGGUUCCUUCCUUACCUUUGGAGCCUAAACCCAACGAACCUCCUCCUCCUGAGGAACCCUCAUCUACUCUAAAACCACAGAAGCAAAUUCAACCCAUCGAAGAAGCUGAGGAAUCUUGAAGAGACGGCCAACUUGGAACUGCUUGUAGAGUGGCCUAUUCCACCUAUUGGAUGCAUAGGGACAAAGUGCAUUUAGUAUCCUACAAACCUUGCCCCAGACCAAAGAGUGCAGCAGUCCUCUCGCUCACAAUUACCUGAGGAGAUACUUGGAAGUUGUGUUGUUUCCUUAACAUUCCACACGUAGGCUAAUGAAAGAUGUCACAAAGAUAGGAACAAGGUUUGAGUAGCUUUCCCUGGAAGCCAUUGGACCUUCAUAACAGGAAGAGAAGUGAGUUUAUUAAGUUUCUACUAAGAGAUUUUGAGAGUAUAAACUAGAGGUCUUCAAACUUGGCAGCUUUAGUUGAAGUCCACACGUCUUAAAACUGCCAAGUUUAAAGACCUCUGGUAUAAGCCCUUUCUAGUCUCAUAUUUUUCUAGUGAUACCGAGUUACUUUUUGGUAACAUUUUGAGCCAUACAAGCUGUGAUGGUGCAGUGGUUAGAAUGCAGGGUUGUAGGCUAAUUCUGCUGACUGCCAUGAGUUCGAUCCUGACCGGCUCAAGGUUGACUCAGCCUUCCAUCCUUUCCGAGGUCGGUAAAAUGAGGACCCAGAUUGUUGGGGGCAAUAGGCUGACUCUCUAAACUGCUUAGAGAGGGCCGUAAAGCACUGUGAAGUGGUAUAUAAGUCUACAAGCUAUUGCUAGUGCGACUUCUGGACUCAUCACCCAACUGAUCUAUUGAAUGGUAACCAGAGGCAUCUAUUUGUAUAUUCCUCAAACAAAUAACUGGGUAGAAUCCAGCUGCUUUUGUAUGACCUCUGUGUUUCCUGCCACUUUUGAACCCCAUGGAAGCACCUAAGAGGAGCAGAUUUCAUUUUCCUUCACCAAUCCCUUGAUGGUGGAAUUUACUACUAGAUGACAUACGUAGUAGAGAAGUACGUAAGUGCUCGCUUCGGCAGAACAUAUACUAAAAUUGAGACGUACGUGUAUUGGAUGUGUUAAGGAUUCUUUUGUAUAAAUAAAAAUGUGAUGAAUUAACUAAAA